Schistosoma intercalatum is the source of this 627-nucleotide messenger RNA. The record is from the annotation of a GenBank genome assembly. Lineage: Eukaryota; Metazoa; Platyhelminthes; Trematoda; Strigeidida; Schistosomatidae.
AUGGUCAGUUUAAGUGAACAGGUUGGCGCCAUCAAGAAUAUUAAAGAAAAAUAUUUAAAUGAUUCGUUAUCUUUAAGACUGAAUCCCGUCAGUCAGUUAGAUGACUUUUUGAAUGCUGACCAUUUACCCAUCGAUCUUUCUCAGAUGGAUCUACAAUUAGCUAUCACCACUGCUGAAGCCAUAUUAGAUAAGGUGCGUUUCGAAGAUGAAGAAUUAAAACGGGAUUGUGAGCAAUUAUCACAAAAGCUUGAGCGGAGUGUAGCUCGAUAUAAUGCAGACUUAUCUGAAAAGGAAAUUGCCAAAAAAGAACACCACUUAAAACUGAAAACUGCUAAGGCGAAAUUAUCGGUCUACGAAAAAUUCACGAAAACGAAGUUCACCAUCAAUCAAGACUCCAUCACAGCUUUUAUUUUCAACCCGGAUGACAUGGUACAAUUAACUAUCCCAGAAACCCUGACGAGUACCGAUAUUUGUCAAAUGAUGGAUUCACUCCAAAAGAAUGUGACAAAACCCAUGUUAAGUGAAAAUGAGACCAGACAAAUGAAAAGUUUAUGGGGUCGUAUGAAAGUUUCUGAAAAAUGGAAGCACUUAGUCGAACCAAGAACAUCAACCAAAAUAUCAGAAUAA